GCCGUGGGAAUGGAAACAUCUGCCCCACGUGCCGGAAGCCAAGUGGUGGCGACAACUGCGUGCCACUCCGCGUCCUACGGCGCAGAUCCUCUACGUGUGUCCUCGCGAGACAAGCUCACCGAAAUGGCCGCGUCCAGUCAAGGAAAGUUUGAGGGAAAUUUUGAGUCACUGGACCUUGCGGAAUUUGCUAAGAAGCAGCCAUGGUGGCGUAAGCUCUUCGGGCAGGAAUCUGGACCUUCAGCAGAAAAGUAUAGCGUGGCAACCCAGCUGUUCAUUGGAGGUGUCACUGGAUGGUGCACGGGUUUCAUAUUCCAGAAGAUUGGAAAGUUGGCUGCAACAGCUGUGGGAGGUGGAUUUUUUCUCCUUCAGCUUGCAAACCAUACUGGGUACAUCAAAGUUGACUGGCAACGAGUGGAGAAGGACAUGAAGAAAGCCAAAGAGCAGCUGAAGAUCCGUAAGAGCAAUCAGAUACCUACUGAGGUCAGGAGCAAAGCUGAGGAGGUGGUGUCAUUUGUGAAGAAGAAUGUUCUAGUGACUGGGGGAUUUUUCGGAGGCUUUCUGCUUGCCGUGGCAUCCUAAGGAAGAUGACCUCAUGUUCAUUGUUCCUGAUUUUUUCCAGCCAGCAGCCUCUACACUCCAUCAUAGGACAUCGAGUCCCUCCUCCUCUUCUCCCAUGCCUUCCUCCCUGCCAUGGCAAAUCCCAGUGGCUUCUAUAAGCAUCUGCUGGUACAAGUUAAUGUGGCACCAUGAGCUUGAUGGUGGCAGAAGAGACAAUAGUCCUUAGCUCUCCUCCCAGUACACCCCCUACUUGGUCAGUCUGUAGGUCAACAAGAAGGUUCCUUUGCCGCUAUGCAAGACACUUAUGAGAAAGCAUUGCAAGAUGGCUGACCGUGGAGGAUGAAUGGAUUCUGAAAGGUUGUCCCAAACUGUUGAUUUGGAAAAGAAAUAAGCACAUAGAUAACCUUAUUGUGUGCUGCAUGGAAAGGAACUGAAUACAUUUGCCUUUAAGCAUGAAAAAAAAUUCAAAACAUUUAGUCCA
Symphalangus syndactylus (siamang) is the source of this 1039-nucleotide messenger RNA. Its product is annotated as FUN14 domain-containing protein 2-like. Gene Ontology annotation, biological process: autophagy of mitochondrion. The record is from RefSeq and is a predicted model, not a curated record. Gene Ontology annotation, cellular component: mitochondrial outer membrane. Lineage: Eukaryota; Metazoa; Chordata; Mammalia; Primates; Hylobatidae.